AUGGCGGACGAAGUUUGGAAACUUUUGGACACAGUUUGUAAGAAAUUAAGGGGAAUCUUAGAAGAAGUGACUACAAAUGAGAAGUCUAAUGGACGCCCUGUCAGAGGUAGCGAUUUUGUAGAAGCAACUGUGCUUGGUGUUACUGCUUUCCCCGUAACUAUUGGAUAUUUACAAACUGCUGUAUUUCGUCCUUUACGUAUAACAAGCAACAAACGUGUUAUAGGGUCAGUGUUUGGAAGUCUUUCUGUGGCUAUUUCUGGAUGUGUGGCAUCAGUUCUUUUUGUUUCUUAUAUUAACUUGUCAAGAAAUAUAACCCCUAGAAUGUUUGAGUUUCACAAAAGGGAUUUUGAUGCUUAUCUUCCUGUGAUCGAAUAUAAAAGCUUCAAAAGUUCAGAUAUUUUGUUGUAUUGUGCUGGAAGUAUGGCUGUUUUCAAAGCAUUCGGUGGUCGUUUUCGGGCAGUUUUACCAAGCAGUCUAAUACAUCCAGGAUCCUUUGCAAGGGCAUGUAUACCUGCCAAUAGUCAAUCUUAUGCAUCACAUAUUGCAAAAGAACAACUAACCAGAUUAGGUAGAAGGCAUGGCUGCCAUUCAUGUGGUAAGAAGAGAGGUAGAUUGUUUGUGGGUGACCACAUCCCUCCAAACAAAUUACUCAAGUCUGGCCAAAAGCAACAUUUUUUUCCUCAAUGCAGCAAAUGCUCAAGUUCACAAGGCGCUGCUCUUAGUAAAAAUACUCAUAAUAUGAAACAUAAACUGAUUAAGACACAUGGUACAACUCUACGACUGUACCACUUGUGGCUUCCAGUGCCAGUAGGAGUGAUGUGGCUGAAAACCAACAGAUGAAUAAGGUAAAUGUACUUUUUGUUACAGCUCAAUACAUGAAGCCCUGGGACACGAAGAAAAAUUUAAACAAUCAGAGUGCA
Messenger RNA from Exaiptasia diaphana, 920 nucleotides. RefSeq lists its product as uncharacterized. Bases 1 to 840 code for a protein of 279 amino acids. Lineage: Eukaryota; Metazoa; Cnidaria; Anthozoa; Actiniaria; Aiptasiidae. The transcript is spliced from 3 exons. The record is from RefSeq and is a predicted model, not a curated record.